CACGGGAAACAACUCCCACCACCUCUUCCCUCUCUCGCUCUGUCGGCCUCUUUCGCCUCUCGCUAUAAGGAGCCCGCGGAUUAGGGCUUCGGGCUCGAUUCCUUUGUGCUUGGGGAUUUUUGAGGGAAUAGUCGAGGGAUUUCGUCGAGGCGGUGGAGAGGAAGAGCUCUGGUUCUGAUUCGGUACGUCGAGGGGCCGGAUCUUGCGGAGUGCGAGUGGCGGCAGUACAGGAAGCGAGGACGAGGAGGAGGAGGAGAAAGAUGAUGUGGCGGCCUAGCUAUCCCUGGUUAUGAUCUUAGCGGAAACGGCGUCCUCGUGGCUCGUUUUGCGUUGAGGGACUGCGAGUGCAUUCAGGAUUGGAUCUUGUCUGUCUGCCUUUGGGAAGAUCCGUGCGGGGUAGCGCGGGACUGGGGGAUUGUGAUCCGGAGCUGGGACCGGUGGGGCAAAUGCGGCUGAUCUUUUAGAGAUCCGUUCUUUUUGAGCUCAAUCUCGUGCUGAGUUUUACGGAGUGCGUGAAAAGGAGAGAGAGGUGAUAGUGGAGAAAGAGAGGAGGAGGAGGAGAAAAGAGGAAGAAGCUUGGAUUUAUUCGUCAGGACGGCCAAGUGCUAAGCCGUAAAAAUGCAGCAAGAUCAGCGGAAAAAGAAUUCACCAGAAUUGGACUUUUUCAGUGAAUAUGGGGAUGCCAAUAGAUACAAAAUUCAGGAGGUUAUUGGCAAAGGUAGCUACGGAGUGGUUUGUUCAGCAAUUGAUACACAUACUGGCGAGAAGGUGGCAAUCAAGAAGAUACAUGAUAUUUUUGAACACAUCUCUGAUGCUGUUAGAAUCCUUCGUGAGAUCAAACUUCUUCGUCUUCUAAGACAUCCUGAUAUAGUGGAGAUAAAGCACAUUGUAUUGCCACCGUCAAGGAGGGAAUUCAAAGAUAUUUAUGUUGUUUUUGAGCUCAUGGAGUCAGAUCUUCACCAAGUUAUCAAGGCAAAUGAUGACUUAACAAGAGAACAUUAUCAGUUUUUUCUUUAUCAGCUGCUUCGUGCACUAAAAUAUAUCCACACAGCUAAUGUGUAUCAUCGUGAUUUAAAGCCAAAAAACAUAUUAGCAAAUGCAAACUGCAAACUGAAAAUUUGUGACUUUGGACUAGCAAGAGCCGCAUUUAGUGAUACACCCACAACAAUAUUUUGGACGGAUUAUGUCGCAACCAGGUGGUAUAGGGCUCCUGAGUUAUGUGGAUCAUUCUUUUCAAAGUAUACCCCUGCUAUCGAUAUUUGGAGCAUUGGUUGCAUUUUUGCUGAGGUAUUGACAGGCAAGCCUCUUUUCCCUGGCAAAAAUGUGGUUCAUCAGUUGGAUUUGAUGACUGAUCUUCUGGGGACACCUUCCUUAGACACAAUUUCUAGGGUCCGGAAUGAGAAGGCAAGGAGGUACUUGGGCAGCAUGAGGAAAAAACAGCCUGUACCAUUUGCACAAAAGUUCCCAAAUGCAGAUCCUUUGGCAUUGAAACUUCUAGAGAGGCUUUUAGCAUUUGACCCUAAGGACCGGCCAACAGCUGAAGAGGCAUUGGCUGAUCCGUAUUUUAAAGGUCUUGCCAAGGUAGAGAGAGAACCAUCUUGCCAGCCAAUCACAAAGAUGGAGUUUGAGUUCGAGCGACGAAGGUUGACCAAAGAGGACAUACGAGAACUUAUCUUCCGUGAGAUAUUAGAAUAUCAUCCUCAGUUGCUCCAGGACUACAUUAAUGGAACUGAAAGGACGAACUUCCUAUAUCCUAGUGCUGUUGAUCAGUUUAGAAAGCAAUUUGCUCACCUCGAGGAGAAUGGCGGUAAAAAUGGGCCUGUAAUUCCAUUAGACAGGAAGCAUGUUUCUCUCCCUAGGUCUACGGUGGUUCACUCUACAACCACCCCCCCAACCGACCAACCAAACAUGAGUUCUUCGAGAGAUAGGCAAGGCACAGAUGAGGCAUGCAAGAACACUCGAGACAUCGAAAAGUCAUACGGAAGCAUAGCAAGGGCUUCACAGGUGGCACAAAGGAUUUCUACUGCUAGACCAGGAAAAGUUGUUGGUCCGGUGAUGCCAUACGAAAGUGGAAGUGUGAAGGAUGCUUAUGAUCCAAGACGGUACAUCAGGAAUGCAGUUCUUCCGCAGCAACCUGUCAUUCCUCCAGCAUACUGUCAUCACGGUAGUGCAGGAAACUUGGAGGCUGAUCGGGAAUCCAUGCAGCAUAAGUCGCCACAACCAUGCAUGCCCGGGAAGGUGUCUCCAGACAUAGCUCUUGACAUGAGAGCUUCCCCCUUCUAUCUCUCAGCAGCCACGGCUGAGCCAGCCGAGAGGAACACUGUGGCGGCAAGCCUGUUGCAGGUGAAAUCCCCCUUCAAUGGGAUUGUCGCAGCUGCUGGUGCUGGUGCUGGUCAUAGAAAUGUUGGCACCGUUCAGUUCGGCAUGACAAGCAUGUACUAAGCACCGACAGGGGGGACUGUUCCUCGCACUCUAAUAUUCCAUACAGACGUAAAAGAUAGCCUACAGGGAGAUGACGAUGCAGAGGAUAGAGGAUAAAAUGACGAGACUGGGCAAGAGCGAUGAGAGCUUCCACUUCGCACUUGCAAUUUGUGCUGCGUACUGUAAAUGACGGAACACUAAGAAAGGAUGGCAUGUAAGCACAGCUCUCGUGGAACUGUUCAUCUUCGCUUACAGUUUGAAAUUGUUUCUUGUUUGACUUCUUUACUCUCUCCUCUCUCUCUCUCUCAUCAGAUAUUCUUUUAAUCUUUAGUUCUCUUUUUCCAUA
Messenger RNA from Musa acuminata AAA Group (dessert banana), 2767 nucleotides. Its product is annotated as mitogen-activated protein kinase 10. The record is from RefSeq and is a predicted model, not a curated record. Gene Ontology annotation, molecular function: MAP kinase activity; ATP binding. The transcript has 10 exons. Bases 619 to 2442 code for a protein of 607 amino acids. Lineage: Eukaryota; Viridiplantae; Streptophyta; Magnoliopsida; Zingiberales; Musaceae. Gene Ontology annotation, cellular component: nucleus; cytoplasm. Gene Ontology annotation, biological process: protein phosphorylation; intracellular signal transduction.